Megalopta genalis is the source of this 1125-nucleotide messenger RNA. RefSeq lists its product as uncharacterized. The record is from RefSeq and is a predicted model, not a curated record. Lineage: Eukaryota; Metazoa; Arthropoda; Insecta; Hymenoptera; Halictidae.
AUUUGACUACAUUCAGGCUUACACGAAGCUACGAAAAUUACUGUAAUAUAGAACGAUAACGUAAAACGCGUACUAGCUACUCGAAUAUGUGGUUGGAGGACGUAUAUAGCAAUGAAUUACACCGUUUAAUUGGAGCAGAAUGAUUAAUUGUCUAUUCAUUAUUUUUUCUUGCAUAGAUGCUCACGCGCGAUCUUAUUAGAGCACAUUAAAAAGAGCAACCGUGUUACGAAGUUUUUACAAUCGACCAAACGUAUUAUACAUAUCCACUAGGUUGCGUUAGUAUUAAUGUUCGUAUUGCGCCGGUAAACAUUCGCCCAUAUCGAAAGUCAUUCGAACAUGUGCGAAGUUCUUCCAACGGCGCUUACUUCAAGCAACGUAUUCCAAAUGUAGUAAUAUCUGGUAACGUGGUGCUAUGAAUUAACCUAUAAAUUAUGGCAACGGAACUGCACAAAGAGUUAAUUGGUUAUUUCACGCAACUGGAGAAAGUCGACUGCAAAUGGAAGGAAUUAUCGGAGGAAGCCAAACGGCCGCUGCACGCGUUAAAAAAUCAAUUGGAGCAACUUCGCCUCGUUACAAGCGAGGGUGUCGAUAACGCAAUUUUCUGCAAUACGGACGAGACACGCGGACGAUUGAUUUAUAAAAUUCUCCUAGGAAUCGACAACGAAAUUACAUUGCUUCUGGAUAUUUCGACGCGUUUCAAUAACGUCAAUCAAAGUCUAAGGUCCCGUUAUAAAAAUUUGGAAGACGCUCGCAGCAAGGUUUCGUUGAACGACGACGCGAUGAAAGAGUUGGUCAAUGGGACUCCGUACAGGCCGAGGUUGAAUCUACUCUUAAAGUGUGCUAUGGAUGGACUAAACUAUUAUCACGAUUUAUACCUUCGGAUCCACGGAAGCAUCAAUCACUAUAAUUGGAGGAACGAUGAGAUGGCGGAAGAUUUGACAAACUUGUUCGUCGAGGACAGAUUUAAAAGAGAACGAAUCGAUCAGAUAUUGGCCAUCACACAGUUCCUAAUAAAGGAGACUGUUCGUUGAGCAAUACUCUUCCGCGAACCUUUUGUACAGCAAUCAUUUUACAGCAACAUCUUUCUUACGAAAAUUUAUAAAAUAAAAUUAUUUUUGUCUCCAA